GUGUUAAUAUAAAAGUUAUUCCUAAUUUAAGCGAUGUUAGUAAAAAAAAACUGCAAGAUUUUUAUAAAAUUUUCAGAAAAUAAAUGCGGUUUUCAAUCCCUUGUGGGGGACAAGAUGGAAGCAGAAGACCAUGGGGAGGAUAUGCAGCUGUAUUCGGCGGAUUUCUACUGCAGUUUACAAUGGGAGCGUUCUAUUCGUUUGGGAACCUGAGUACAUAUAUGACGUCCUACAUGAGACAAAAUGGUUCCCCAAAUAUAACGUAUACAGAUUUUGUAAUUGUGCAAAGUGCCUGGGGUAUGACUCAGGGGUGUGUAAUGCCGUUCUCUGGUUUUAUUAUUAAAGCUAUUGGUCAAAAAGCUAGUAUGGUGAUAGGGUCAUUUAUAUUUAGUGGAGGAUGUGCUCUCACAUAUUUUACUAUUCAAAAGGAAUUGUGGAUGGUAGCGGCAACCUACGGGUUUGUGUCAGCGUUUGGUCAAAAUAUUGCUCUAAUUCCUACUCUAACAACUGGAAUGAAAUGGUUUCCAAAUAACAAGGGAACAGCUAUGGGUUUGGUUGUAGGUGGGUUUGGAGGUGGGGCAUUUGCCUUUAAUAAUAUACAGACGGCCAUCUUGAAUCCAAAUAACGUGGAUGUGGCUAGGGAUGGACCAGAUAAAGGAUAUUUUGUUGAUGAAGAUUUACUCAGCAGGGUUCCAGAUCUCCUUCUUAUUCUCUCCGGAAUAUAUUUAUGUUUAGGUUGGUUUGCUUGUCUGCUUAUCACCCAGCCUCCAGAUGAUUGGUUGGAUAGACAGGGCGGGGAUGAAAGAGAGAUAGAACAAGGGAAGAAGGAAAAGGAGGAAGAUGAACAAAAAGUGAAGGAAGCAGAAGAGAAAAGGAAAGAACACAAAUUGAGUGAAGAAUACCUGACGCCAUGUGAAGCAUUUAGGAGAAAAGAGUUAUAUUUGUUGUGGAUAACAAGACUCUCAGUUGUGAUGGUGACUCAAGUUAUUGCUGCAUUUUACAAAGCAUUCGGACAAACUUUUAUCAAGGAUGAUCAGUUCUUGUCAAUUGUUGGAGCAGUUACAUCAGUAUUCAACUGUACAGGUCGCUUGUUCUAUGGUUUUAUUAUGGAUAAAACAGCUUACAAAGUAGCGAUGUGUGUUGAAGCCUCACUUCUCAUCCUUCUCAUGUCAACAUUUUAUCUAACUUCACUCAUAGGUGUUGACACAGACUGUACUACAGAUACUGCAGCUUUCUUAGUUGUACAUGAAGCAAAUUCGACAUUGGUGACAAAUCCCUGCGACGAACCAACAUCACUUCUUACUAAGAUUGUGUACGCUCUCUGGGUUUGGGCAAUUUUUUUCACAUUCCCUGGAACAUACUCAACACAGCCAGCUGUAACAACCCAGACCUUUGGGCAUAAAUAUGGAGGCUUUAUUUAUGCUUUUCUAUUCUCCAGCGAUAUAAUUAAUAAUCUCCUGGUGGCUACAGUCUCGAAGGCAAUAAAAGAGGCUCUAGGAUGGUUAGGUUUAUUCCUUAUAGUUUCAUCUUGUGGAUUUAUUGCUCUGGGAGCAACCAUCUUCUACCCCUAUACACCUAGACCUGGUCCCCGACCUACCAGUACAUAUUGUCAAUAUGGAUUCUUGGCCCGGCUUGGCCUAGUGGAGUUAUCAAGGCUUAAACUAGAAGAUUAUGAGUUUAAGAAGAAUCCUGAGAAAAAACAAGCGAAUUCCUGAUAUAUAUUUGUAACACAAGUUUCAACCCACAUUUUAGAAAAUUCUAUCAGUUUGUUUCUUUAUCACACAUCGCUUUCAGAUUGUUUAAUAAAUAAAAUAUAUAUUUAUAAUGUU
Eurytemora carolleeae is the source of this 1826-nucleotide messenger RNA. RefSeq lists its product as uncharacterized. The transcript has 22 exons. Gene Ontology annotation, biological process: transmembrane transport. Lineage: Eukaryota; Metazoa; Arthropoda; Copepoda; Calanoida; Temoridae. Gene Ontology annotation, molecular function: transmembrane transporter activity. The coding region runs from base 84 to 1712 and encodes 542 amino acids. The record is from RefSeq and is a predicted model, not a curated record.